AGUGAUGCGCAAAGAAGACGUCUCCGACUCCGGCACAGUCCAGAAAACAAAAUGAAAUGAAUACAUUUUCCGGGGACCCAUGCCCUCUUCUUCCGAGUCCCGCGGAGAUGCCUGCACGUUUCAGGGACUUCUGCGGAGGAACAAUUAACUUUGGCAAUAUGUUUCAUUGGAUACUGUGCACAGGAGAGCCCUAUGGAAUAUAGCGCGCACUUUCACUCUCCUCAGCCGGUGAAAAACAAACUUUUUAUGUUCUGCAUCAUGCUCUCGCUAUGGGUCUACAUGCUGUACUGCUGCGUGGGCUACUGCUCCACCACGCCGACCUUCAUGAUGGACGAGAGAAGCAAUAGGAGAGCGCCCCAAAGACAAGACCCGGAGAUGCUUCUCAAAAGUCAGUCCAGGGACCUGCUGAACAACGAGAGCGAUGCCGACAGCAGAGGAGACGGCUGGGAGGAAAACAAGGGCGAUGCUGCUUAUGACGAGGAGGAAUCGGGGAUAGCAGGUGUCCUGAACGACUCCGAGAGCAAAAAGUUGCCCCAAGCGAUAAUAAUCGGGGUGAAGAAGGGAGGGACGCGCGCGCUGCUCGAGUUUCUGCGCCUGCAUCCUGAUAUCCGCGCCGUGGGAGCGGAGCCGCACUUUUUUGACCGCAACUAUGAGAAGGGACUCGAGUGGUACAGGGAACUAAUGCCCAAAACCCUGGACGGUCAGCUGACUAUGGAAAAAACCCCUAGCUACUUUGUAACCAAGGAGGUUCCGGGCCGGAUCCAUGCCAUGUCCAGAGACACCAAACUGAUAGUCGUGGUGCGAGACCCUGUAACCCGGGCCAUCUCAGACUACACGCAGACCCGCUCCAAAAAACCAGACAUCCCAUCCUUCGAGAGCUUGACUUUUAAAAACCUCAGCACUAAUGUAAUCGACACAUCGUGGAGCGCGGUGCAGAUCGGGAUGUAUGCUAGACAUCUGGAACGGUGGCUACAGUUUUUCCCCAUGAGCCAGCUGCUGUUUGUGAGCGGCGAGCAGCUGAUUAGUGACCCGGCCGGAGAAAUGGCUCGAGUACAGCACUUUUUGGGCCUGAGGAGGGAGGUGACGCACAAACACUUUCACUUUAACCCUGCCAAGGGCUUCCCGUGCCUCAAAAGACCUGAAAGCAACAGCAAACCGCACUGUCUGGGAAAAACUAAAGGCCGCACUCAUCCCAACAUUAACCCUGAGGUGAUUCAAAGACUGAGGGACUUUUACAAGCCAUUUAACAAGAAGUUCUACCACAUGACCGGCCACGAUUUCGGCUGGGACUGAUUUUUGCUGUUGUUGUUUGGAAAAUGAUGAAUUGUAAAAAGCAUAGAACUC
Danio aesculapii is the source of this 1344-nucleotide messenger RNA. RefSeq names its product heparan sulfate (glucosamine) 3-O-sulfotransferase 3B1a (gene hs3st3b1a). Gene Ontology annotation, molecular function: [heparan sulfate]-glucosamine 3-sulfotransferase activity. The transcript has 2 exons. Bases 193 to 1293 code for a protein of 366 amino acids. The record is from RefSeq and is a predicted model, not a curated record. Lineage: Eukaryota; Metazoa; Chordata; Actinopteri; Cypriniformes; Danionidae.